CAUAUUAAGUCGUAUCAGUCGGGUUGUUUUGAUAGUUGCCUUAUUGUGGGUAGGGAAGAAGGAUCUGUUAAGCUAUCGUGAUAACUGCAGUGCAACGAUGGAGUGGGGAAGCGAGUUUGUGUACUUCAGCUCCGGCGAGGAAGAAGAGGAAAUAGUGGUCGGGAAUGUCUCCAGCGAGGACGAAAUGGACCACGAUGACGAAGAGACAUGUUUGUUGGACAUCUUAGACACGGCGGGCCAGGAGGAGUACUCCGCGUUACGCGACCAGUACACGCGCACUGGAGACUGCUUCUUGCUCAUUUACAGCGUCACUGAAAAGGGGACUUUCAAAGAUGUCGAAUCGCUUUACGAAUUUCUAAAAAGAGUAAAAGGGGAGGACAAAAUUCCUACUGUGUUAGUUGGCAACAAGAUUGACCUUGACACUGAGAGGCAGGUGACUACACAGGAAGGGCAAGAUCUUGCUGCUCGUCUUGGGGUUGCAUUCAUCGAGACAUCGGCAAAAACGGGGCAGAACAUCACGUCAGCCUUUGAAACAUUGAUAAGAGUCACACCACGAUCGGGAAUGGAUUAUAAGGUGGUUGUACUAGGAUCUGGCGGUGUGGGGAAGUCGAGCAUUACCGUUCGCUAUACCAGCAACCAGUUUGUUGAUUGCUACGACCCGACCAUCGAGGACUCGUACAGAAAGCAUGUGGUGAUAUCAGGUAUUCCAGACCAUUUGAAGAAAGCGACGAAGAAAGCUGCGAAGAAAGCCGCUAAGAAAACUACUUCCAGUAACAAAGAAAAGAACAUUCGUCGAAAAAGCAGUGGACUUUUCGGUAGUAUUAGGCGCGCUCUAGGAAUGAAAACUGAUGGCGAAAAACCUGAAGCCCAGCAGCAGGCUUCUAGUGGAUGUUCUGGGGACGAAGAUGGAUACGAAUGUCAUUUAGAGAAAGUUGCUGAACGCAAGAAAGUCCGUAAAGCUGAUGCAAAUGUGCUGCUGUUGAAGAUGGAUAUUCUGGAAAAUGAGCCUCAGGUUGUCACUGGCGACCCAACAUAUUGUAAAUCUUGCAGAGCAAUUCUGUCCUCUACAUCGACCUUGGAAAAACCGGAAGGUUCCGAUCAAUCCACAUGGAUUUGUGAAUUCUGUGACAACAAAAAUGACAACCUGGAUAUAAGUCCAGAAGAAAUUCCUAAGGGCGAUAGCUUCGACUUCGUUUUGAGCCCUGCCAGGGUUGAAGUCGAAGGAGGAGAAGAAGGGGCCAAAGGGGAGACAACACCCGAAAAGAAAGAGGAAAGCAAGGGAAUGGUCGUUUACUGCAUGGACAUCAGUGGGUCAAUGAGCGCUGUCGUCCAGUUACCAACAUUACAAGCUGAGUGGCGCAAUGCUCGUGACCGAACUCAGCACACUGAUAACCAUGUGUCGAGACUAAAGGCCAUCCAAGAUGCAGUUAGAAGGCAACUUGAUAGGAUGAAAAUAGAGUACCCAAACAAGAAAGUUGCACUCGUCACGUUUGGUUCAACUGUGUAUCUGUGGGGUGAUUGCCACGACAAUCAAGUCAAGUCAUAUUCUGACAGCCGAAUGCUGGAAGACUUCGAUGCUCUUGUUGCUGCAGGAAGAGAAUAUGCCACCUCAAUGGAGCUUUCUGGACUUGAAAACACAUUUGGAAACAUAGAUGCGAAGAUUGACCAUUUGGUUACCGAAGGAUCGACAGCUUUGGGACCAGCCUUAGCCAUCAGUGCGGGUAUAAUCGCUGACAUUCCUCAUUCCGAGGUAGUACUAUGCACAGACGGGGAACCAAACGUUGGCAUAGGACAACCGAGCAGAGAUGGGUCAGACUUCUACAGACGGAUUGGGGAAUUUGCUAAGCGUAACAACACAAGACUGUCCGUUUUGGCCGUGGAAGGAGCAGAUACAGGGUUGCGUCAUGUUCAAGAGUGUGCUAUUGUAUCGGGUGGAACCGUGAAUGUCCUCAAUCCACUGGAGAUGAUGAGACAACUAAGAUUGAUAGCUCAGAACUACACCAUCGCCACAGCUGUAGAUGUUGUGGUUAUUUUGCACCCGGAUCUCGUCUUUGAUGAGCCUGGUUUCCAACAGGCUAGCAAUCGUCUAGUAAAGGAGGUUGGAAACGCAGCGAAGGAAACUGACCUGACGUUCCGUUACAAAUCCAAAGAUCCCAAAAAGAAAAUCUCAAAGAAAACCAUUCCUUUUCAGGUUCAAAUCUCGUAUACUCUGAAGAACGGAAUGCGCUGCCUGAGGGUACUGAGUAAAUCCCACCAGGUUACGCAAGACAGGAAACAGAUGGAAGAGAAUAUAAAUGUUGCGGUCGUUGGUAUUGCUGCUGUCCAAAAGUCUGCAGUGAUUGCUAGUAAAGGUGAUGCCAAGAAAGCACAGGAACAUAUACGAAGUGUUCAGAAGAUGAUCACAAGAGGAGCCAGCAAACCAACUCAAAUGGAGGAAAGACUGGCUUUCAAAACCGAGUCUGACUUGUUGAGGCAGGAAAUACGUCAAGCAGUUGAUCACGACGAUAUGGAGAGUAGGUCCGAUGGACGGACAAAUGUAUUCUAUCAAAAUGCAAUGUAUCCCAGCAACAAAUACCGCGGCUCCUCUACAGACCAAAAACAGAAGCAAACGAAGUCCAGAAGGUCAGAGGAUGCAGCCCUGGUGAAACAAUAUCAAGGUUAUAUGUGUUAAAGCAUGAAGAUGCAAUUGAUGACAGUAUGUUAGCCAAUAUUCUCACUGCAUACAAAUCAAGCGACAUGGUAACUUGUACGGGACAUCAAGGAGUUACAAAGAAGCGAAUACCAAAAACGAAUAAUGUGGGAAAACAAAAUUAUGACGAUUAAAAUACACAUGAUAACCUAUACAUUAAUUGGCAGUGACGAUUGGUCGUUGGGAUUUUAACAGUUAUAUGAACACGGUUGAAGAGUACAACUAAUUCAUUUUUUAAAUACCGCUAGUACGAAAUACAAAAAGGUAAAAUCUAAAAAAGGAAAUAUUCAGAUUUUUUGUGUGCAAAUUUCUUCACUGCUAUCAUUGUAAUUAACAAGGCUUCGUUUGUGUCAUUUUUUGAAUAUAUAUUUUCAAGCUGUUAAUGCGGUUUUAAUGUUUCGAUUGAUAAGUAAUUGGUACGUAAUUAUAAUUUUGAAUAUAACCGUUACAGUUGUAUUUUAAUAUAUGCCUUAUAUCAUUUAUUUUCAGUUAAUAUAUUUUAUAAUUUUAAAAUGUGUCAUGUUUUAUAUUUACAGCUUUGUUGUGCAAAAACCGUUUAAGUGAGUGAUUUAUUAAAUUCAUAAAUUCAUAAAUCGCCGCGCCAUAUGUAAUUAAAAAGCAAGUUAGCAUUGUGAAGACACGUACUAGUAUUUCUUAAUUUGCUAAAAUUUAAAUUUUUUGUGUUAAGGCUGUAUGUAAGUAAACAUUAAUAUGUAUCACACAAAAAAGUCAUGUAUUACUUUUACCACUAUUCGAUAUACUUUUACCAUGUAUUCUGUAAAUCAAAGCAUGUAUGAAUAUGUUAAUUUUUAUUUAUAUUUUCGUGUUCAUUCGUAGUUUUGUAUGAUUUUGGUGACAUACACUUUAAUUACAGCAGUCAUACUAUAAUGUGUAUUCAUUAUUUGUAAAAAUAACAGCUUUGUUUAAAAUACGCAAUGAAUCCUUAACAUAAAUCCCAAACAUUGUAAAAUGUGAUUGCUUAUAUUGGAUUAUAAACACUUGGACGGUUUACACGCUACCAUAGCUCUAAAGUUUGUGGAUCAAAAAUAAUUUAGAAAUUAUUUGCAAACUCUUUAUGCUUAAUAAGCGUGAUUCCCUUCAGAAACAGAAAUUCAUCGCCAUUAUGUAUCAAAUUCCGUCUGAAGGAUAGAUAUUAGUUAUUUAAGUUCAUAUCUGAUAUUAAAUCAGUCAGAACAUGUGAGAGUCUCGGGUCAUAAUAAUCUCCUCGUUAUUGUUAGUUCUAUUUACUUAUAAAUGUUAUUUUUAUUAAUUGAGGAAAUACGAUACUCACUCGUGUUUUACUUAUUAAAUAUUACAAAAAUUGG
Messenger RNA from Dreissena polymorpha, 4014 nucleotides. Its product is annotated as circularly permutated Ras protein 1-like. Gene Ontology annotation, molecular function: zinc ion binding; GTPase activity; GTP binding. The transcript has 18 exons. NCBI's taxonomy places the organism in Eukaryota, Metazoa, Mollusca, Bivalvia, Myida, Dreissenidae. The record is from RefSeq and is a predicted model, not a curated record. Gene Ontology annotation, biological process: endoplasmic reticulum to Golgi vesicle-mediated transport; intracellular protein transport; signal transduction. The coding region runs from base 98 to 2671 and encodes 857 amino acids. Gene Ontology annotation, cellular component: plasma membrane; COPII vesicle coat.